Molecule: messenger RNA, 563 nt
Organism: Tigriopus californicus
Lineage: Eukaryota; Metazoa; Arthropoda; Copepoda; Harpacticoida; Harpacticidae
Product: succinate dehydrogenase assembly factor 2, mitochondrial-like
Exons: 2
Coding region: 27-515 (162 amino acids)
Biological process (GO): mitochondrial respiratory chain complex II assembly; tricarboxylic acid cycle; mitochondrial electron transport, succinate to ubiquinone
Cellular component (GO): mitochondrion
Source: RefSeq, a predicted model, not a curated record
CAUUGCAUUUUUCCAGAUUUUCAACCAUGUUGCAGGUGCUUUGCCGAAGAAUCGGUUGGAUGCCAUCCAGUUUUAGAGUCGCUGUCGGUCAGCCCAGCCUCCGGAGAUUUCGCCUGGCCAAUCCUCACCAAGACAGUGACGGAGGACGCCCACCCAUUCAUAUUGAAAACCCGCAAAGUGAGCCCACCAUCCCCAUGUACCAAGAUUCGCCCAAUGAGCCCAUCGCGGAAAAACGAGCUCGACUUGUGUACCAAUCCCGCAAGCGGGGCAUUCUCGAAAACGGUUUGCUCUUGGCCAGUUUUGCCGAUAAGCACCUGGCCCAGUUUGAUGCCGAGCAGCUAGCUUUGUACGAUCGCCUCAUCAAUCUACCCUCCAAUGAUUGGGAGAUCUUCUAUUGGGCCACCCAAGUCAAGCCCGUGCCCGAAGAGUUCGAUAACGAGAUCAUGAGUCUCCUCAUCGACCAUGCCAAGAAUGAGCAUCGUGAGAGCCGAAUUAGCCAACCCAACCUGAAGUAAAUCUGUCGUGUGGCAAGAAUAGAAAUAGAAAGACUGUUAGUUGUUCAA